UUAAUAAGCAGGAAUCCAGAACAUAUAAGAGUUACAAACAAUUCAACAACCAACUCAGCUAUAUAAUUGACUCUCAUUUGACACUCACACCGUAAUUAUCAACGACACUGAGCCUCACUCUCACUCUCGUGAAAAGUGAACCAAGUCCCCACCCAUGGAAGCCUGGUUCAUAAUCCCAGUCACUCUUUGUGUCUGCAUGCUGACAAGAGCCAUACUAUUCUCUCUUCACAAGAAAACCAUAACCAUCCCUCCAGGCCCUCCUCACAUCCCAAUCAUCUCAAGCAUUCUAUGGCUCCGAAAAACCUUCUCCGAACUCGAAGCAGUUGUGAAAACACUCCACGCCAAAUAUGGCCCCAUCAUCACUCUCCGCAUUGGCACUGAGCGCACCAUAUUCAUUGCCGAUCACUCCCUCGCCCACCAAGCCCUAAUCCAACACGGUUCCCUCUUCUCCGACCGCCCCAAGGCCCGAGCCGCCCUUAAAAUCCUCAGCAGCAACCAACACAACAUCAGCUCCGCCUCCUACGGCGUCACGUGGCGCACCCUCCGCCGCAACCUUGCCUCCGAGAUGCUCCACCCCUCCAGCGUCAAGUCCUUCUCCAGAACCCGCAAGUGGGUCGUCCACACCCUCCUCACGCGCCUCAAAUCAGAUUCAUCACAAUCCAACAAUCCAAUAAAAGUCAUCCAUCACUUCCAAUACGCCAUGUUCUACUUGCUUGUGUUCAUGUGCUUCGGGGAACGACUCGACAAUGGGAAAGUCAGAGACAUCGAACGCGUGCUGCGCCAAAUGCUUCUGCGGUUUGGCAGGUUCAACAUUCUCAACUUUUGGCCUAAAGUCACGAUGAUUCUGCUCCACAAACGUUGGGAGGAGUUGUUUAGGUGUCGGAAGGAGCAAGAGGAUGUCAUGGUUCCGAUUAUAAGAGCCAGGAAGCAAAAGCGAGCCAAAGAAGGUGUUGGAUUAAACGACGGCGUUGUUGUUUCGUAUGUUGACACGUUGUUGGAUUUGCAGUUGCCUGAGGAGAAACGGGAGCUGAGCGAAGAGGAAAUGGUGACGCUCUGUAAUGAGUUUAUGAACGCGGGUACAGAUACUACUUCGACGGCGUUGCAGUGGAUAAUGGCGAAUUUGGUGAAGUACCCGCACAUGCAAGAAAAGGUGGUGGAGGAGAUUAGAGAAAUAGUUGGUGAGAGAGAAGAGAGGGAAGUGAAAGAGGAAGAUUUGCACAAACUGAGUUAUCUCAAAGCUGUGAUUUUGGAAGGAUUAAGGCGUCACCCGCCAGCGCACAUUGUGUCGCAUGCUGUGACCGAGGACGUUGUUUUUAAUGAUUAUUUGGUUCCUAAGAAUGGGACAGUGAAUUUCAUGGUGGCGAUGAUAGGUUUGGACCCUAAGGUAUGGGAGGAUCCAAUGGCGUUUAAGCCAGAGAGGUUUUUGAAUGAUGAGGAGUUUGAUAUAACUGGAAAUAAAGAGAUUAAGAUGAUGCCGUUUGGAGCGGGGAGGAGGAUUUGCCCUGCCUAUAAUUUGGCUUUGCUUCAUUUGGAGUACUUUGUGGCUAAUUUGGUUUGGAAUUUUAAGUGGAGGGUUCCAGAAGGAGGGGAUGUGGAUUUGUCUGAGAUACUGGAGUUCAGUGGGGUGAUGAAAAAUGCAUUGCAGAUUCAUAUUUCUCCUCGGAUCUAGACUCUGCACAUAUCAGUGCUAAUAAAUUGCCUAUCAAUGAUAGGUUGGAAAAUAAUUUCUUGCUAUAAAAUUGACAUGGAUUGAUACUUUGGGGUUAAUGCAAGUAUGGUUUAAUAAUGGUUUUUAUGUGUAGGAUUUCUAUAUAGUACCUCACAAAUUUUGGGAUUUCUGGUACAGUUAGUUUUUAAACUAAUAGUUAUUAUAGAAAGUUUCUAUGGUACUUUGACAAGAAGUUAGCUUUUAAGCCACAUGAUGAGUUCUUAUUGACAAUCACCAGCACAAUCUUGCCAAAAGUGUCAAACAUUACUUUAUUUAGAUGGUCAUGAUGAGUUUGUACCUUUAUUCAUGGUGUAGGCUUUGUUAGACCAUAAAUCCUUUGUACGUCUUUCUCAAAGCAACUGAUCCACCCCAACGCUGUUGGCUGUUGCAGGUAACUAAAUAAUUGUUUUUUACAAUGGCAGUUGGAUGUGCUCGAGGCACUUGAUUC
This is a messenger RNA of Glycine soja, 2156 nucleotides long. RefSeq names its product cytochrome P450 89A2-like. Lineage: Eukaryota; Viridiplantae; Streptophyta; Magnoliopsida; Fabales; Fabaceae. Gene Ontology annotation, molecular function: oxidoreductase activity, acting on paired donors, with incorporation or reduction of molecular oxygen, NAD(P)H as one donor, and incorporation of one atom of oxygen; iron ion binding; heme binding. Gene Ontology annotation, cellular component: membrane. Bases 155 to 1669 code for a protein of 504 amino acids. The record is from RefSeq and is a predicted model, not a curated record. The transcript has a single exon.